AUGAGAAACAAGCGAUUUCCCGAGGUCUAUCUUGACAAUGAUCUCAACAUUCGCAUAGCAUAUGAGGAGCAGAAAGACGGUACAGCAAUUUACUACAGGGUAAAACGUUUGGCAAAACCAGGACAAGUCCUCUCGUCGGAUAAAAAUCGUUGGGAAAAACUACUCCAUCUUUCUACUGAAGAUUCACUUAGCAAUGCAUUUAUGGGCUUUGAUAAAGCAAACAAGAAUGUCUACUGGCUCUGGUCAGACAGCACUAGUGAUCUGGAAAAGGUGGUAAAGUUUCCCAUAAAUAAUGCAAAGAAGCGGAUCACUGUCUUCCAGCCGUCCAAGGGCGGUAUUGGUUCAGUGUUAUGGAACUACACAGAUAAAAGUGUCUUAGCUAUUACUGAGGUACGUCAUAGCCCAUAG
Molecule: messenger RNA, 408 nt
Organism: Cylicostephanus goldi
Lineage: Eukaryota; Metazoa; Nematoda; Chromadorea; Rhabditida; Strongylidae
Source: the annotation of a GenBank genome assembly